AUGGCGCAAAUGAACGGAGACUCCGGCCUCACACUAACCGUCCUAGGCUGUGGCACAAUGGGCGUUGCAAUCCUGGGUGGCAUCAUGGCCUCCCUCACCUCGCCCUCAAAACCCCAAUCCUAUCCCGCCUCCACCGCACCCUCCGGCACCGCAACCCCCACCGAAGAACUCCCUCCACGCCUCCCCUCCCGCUUCAUCGCCUGCGUCCGCCGGCCCGAGUCCCUCAAAAAAGUCCGCAACGCGCUGAGCCAUUAUAACGUCCCCUUCAAAGCGCUCGUCAGCGACAACCUUCGCGGCGCGCAGGACGCAGACGUCGUGCUGCUCGGCUGCAAGCCGCAGAUGUUCCGGGAUAUCCUGGGCCAGGACGGCAUGCGCGAGGCGCUGGCGGGGAAGCUACUCAUCUCGAUCCUGGCGGGCGUCACGACGGAGCAGCUGGAAGAAUUUCUGUAUGGCGGCGUGUUGAGCGGGCAGAACUUCCCGCCGGAUCGGUGUCGCGUUGUCCGCGCUAUGCCGAACACGGCGUCCUUAGUCAGGGAGAGCAUGACUGUUGUUGCGACGAGCACGCCGCCCCUGGAUCCGGCGCAAGCGCAGCUUAUCAACUGGAUCUUCACGCGCAUUGGACGCGUCGUGACGUUACCGCCGACAGCCAUGGACGCGAGCACCGCGCUCUGUGGAUCUGGCCCGGCGUUCAUGGCGCUGGUGCUUGAAGCCAUUGCGGAUGGUGCGGUCGCUAUGGGGCUUCCGAGGGCGGAGGCGCAGAUGAUGGCUGCGCAGACGAUGAGAGGGACGACAGGGUUGGUGCUGAAUGGGGAUCAUCCGGCGAUAUUGAGGGAUAAGGUCUCUACCCCUGGAGGGUGCACCAUCGGCGGCUUGCUGGUGUUGGAGGAGGGUGGGGUCAGGGGUGCUGUUGCGAGGGCGGUGAGAGAGGCGACGGUCGUGGCGGCGCAGCUUGGGAAGGGCGUCACUGGUGUUAACGGCACCAGGUUUUGA
This is a messenger RNA of Coniosporium apollinis CBS 100218, 990 nucleotides long. RefSeq names its product pyrroline-5-carboxylate reductase. Gene Ontology annotation, molecular function: pyrroline-5-carboxylate reductase activity. Gene Ontology annotation, biological process: L-proline biosynthetic process. The transcript has a single exon. NCBI's taxonomy places the organism in Eukaryota, Fungi, Ascomycota, Dothideomycetes. The record is from RefSeq and is a predicted model, not a curated record. The coding region runs from base 1 to 990 and encodes 329 amino acids.